This is a messenger RNA of Drosophila virilis, 2236 nucleotides long. Its product is annotated as alanine aminotransferase 1. The record is from RefSeq and is a predicted model, not a curated record. Lineage: Eukaryota; Metazoa; Arthropoda; Insecta; Diptera; Drosophilidae. Gene Ontology annotation, molecular function: pyridoxal phosphate binding; L-alanine:2-oxoglutarate transaminase activity. Gene Ontology annotation, biological process: biosynthetic process.
AAGCGUCAGAAUCACACACACGCACAGACACACACACACACACACACUUAGACAGACAGACAGACAGACAGUUACUGCUACUUAGGCGACAAACACCUUGGCAAAUUUAUUUACGAAACUUUUUGUGUAUAGGCGCCAGUUGACAUCCACACACAGCAGCAGCCGCAGCAGCAGCCGCAGCCGACGCAGUUGCUACCACGUUAGAUAAUCGAGCAACGUCCCCCCACCCCCUGCCCAACGGCCGGUCGUGACAGCGUUUAAUUGACCAGUGUGCUUGCAACAACAGCGCUUUUAGCUAAAUAUUAAAUAGGGAUACCAAAUUAAUUGUUAAAGAUGAGUCGUCAAUUGUUAAGGAAUCCGUCAACGCUGCAGCGUGCCGCCAAUGCGAUUGCGAUGCCAGCCAGAGCAGCAGCUGGCCUGCCGCCGCAUCUGGAGCGUAACAGCAGCCAGCUGCAGCAACAAUGUAAACUGACGGCAAGUGUUGUCAUUCGCCGCUGGAAAUCGCUUCUACAUAACAAUAACAGCGCUCAAAAGCUACGGACGACGGCUACAGUCACGACGACAGCGACGCAGCGUCGCAGUCAAGCUGAAGCAUUGAACGCGCGUGGUAGCCAUUCACCGUUUGACGCUCCUGCUCGCUGCAUGUCCAACAAAGCCCAAACCAUGAAUGUCUUGCGCUUGAACAAUAUCAAUGCCAACUAUGUGUCCAUGGAGUAUGCGGUACGUGGCCCGAUCGUCAUACGGGCCGGCGAAAUUGAGAAGGAACUGUUAAAGGGUGUAAAGAAGCCAUUUGACCGGGUAAUUCGGGCCAACAUCGGCGAUUGCCAUGCGAUGGGUCAAAAGCCGUUGACCUAUUUGCGGCAGCUAAUGGCGCUGACCAUGGAGCCACGCCUACUGGACUCACCCGAUUAUCCAGAUGAUAUCAAGUCGCGCGCUGUCGAUGUUCUGGCCGGCUGCCUGGGCGGCUCGAUGGGCUCCUACACCGACUCCGCUGGCAUGGAGUUCGUGCGUCGCCAGGUGGCCGCCUUCAUUGAGAAGCGCGACGGCGGUGUGCCCAGCGAUUAUCAGAACAUCUAUCUGACCGGUGGCGCCUCGCCAGGCAUCAAGAGCAUUCUCAGCUUGCUUAAUUACCAGGAGAACGGUCAGCUGCCCGGCGUAAUGGUGCCCAUCCCACAGUAUCCAUUGUACUCGGCGACCAUAACCGAAUUGGGCAUGUCCAGGGUGGACUAUUUCCUGAACGAGGACAAAGGCUGGGGUCUUGAUCGCAAGGAGCUGCAGCGCUCGUUCGAUGAGGCGAAAAAGCAUUGCAAUCCGCGCGCUCUGGUUGUGAUCAAUCCGGGCAAUCCCACCGGCCAGGUGCUGACACGUGAGAACAUUGAGGAGAUCAUCAAGUUUGCGUACGAUAACAAGCUGGUGAUCCUGGCCGAUGAGGUGUACCAGGCGAAUGUCUACGAUAAGAACUCCAAGUUCUUUUCGUUUAAGAAGGUCAUGAACGAGCUGGGCGAACCGCAUCGCACCCAGGAGCUGAUCAGCUUUCUGUCCGUCUCGAAGGGCUAUCUCGGUGAAUGCGGCAUACGCGGCGGCUAUAUGGAAGUGGUUAACAUGUGUCCCGACGUCAAGGCCGUGCUGACCAAGUCAAUUACGGCCCAACUGUGCAGCACCACCGCCGGCCAGGUGGCGAUCAGUGCUCUCGUCAAUCCACCGCAGCCCGGCGAGCCGUCCUAUGAGCUGUUCGAGAAGGAGAAGUCCGCUGUGCUGGGUGCGCUCAAGGAACGCGCCGAGCUGGUCUACAAAACGCUCAGCAGCUUCGAGGGCUACACGGUGAAUCCCGUGCAGGGCGCCAUGUACGUCUUCCCCAAAAUUGAGAUACCGCCCAAGGCUGUGGAGGCGGCCAAGGCCAAGAAUAUGCAACCGGAUGUCUUCUAUGCGUUCGAGCUGCUCGAGACGACAGGCAUUUGCAUUGUGCCCGGCAGCGGAUUCGGCCAAUUGCCCGGCACCUAUCAUUUCCGCAGCACCAUAUUGCCGCAAACGGCUCUGCUGAAGGAGAUGAUGGAGAAGUUCCGUGUGUUCCAUGCCGAUUUUAUGAAGAAGUACAAGUAGAUGCCAACAGCAUUGCGCUCCCCACCCAUCCAGCAACCAAAUUGAGACGUGAAACAGCUUUUAAUUUUUUUUUCAUCCCAAAAUUAUAAAGUGUAUUUAAUAAAACAUAAAAGUAGUGAACCACUUAUUUAUGAUA